This is a messenger RNA of Suillus clintonianus, 725 nucleotides long. RefSeq lists its product as uncharacterized. The transcript has a single exon. Bases 51 to 548 code for a protein of 165 amino acids. Lineage: Eukaryota; Fungi; Basidiomycota; Agaricomycetes; Boletales; Suillaceae. The record is from RefSeq and is a predicted model, not a curated record.
UGGACCCCGAAAGCUCGAAAAUUAUGAAAUGAACAUGAGGCUACGGUUUAAUGCACAACCACAUAUGCACCAACUUGCACACAGGGUGUUGCGCAAAGGUACGGGGCCUGCAUCAGGGAUCGAGAAGGCCGCUGUGUUUCAAGGCAGAACCUCGGAAGCACCCUCCAAAACCGGUCCCAAUUGCAAGCUUUUCAUUUGUUCAAGGCUUCGCAAGCCUCAUUGCCUCCGUGUUCAUCAUCUUCUCGCGUUCUGACAAAUCGGACAGCACUGGGCGUUUAAUCAGUUGUUUCACAUGUCUGUGGCACAGAACAAGUGACAUCAGGGCGAAUAUUGCUCUUGUGCACAAUCUAGCUCCUUGUUUGUCGUCAAGCUCGAGAAAAAUAUCCCAUACUCAAGUACCUGCAGGCCAGCAUAAUUCAUACCUCAUCACCCCGAUAGCAACGGCGCAAAUGGUCAUCAAAAGGGCAAGCCCACAAGACCACGAUCUAUUCCCUCAAAAAUGUAACGGGAAUUUCCAGAAUUACCUACAUGCGAAGGAUUCAAGGUAAUAAACAACAAUAAGUUGAAGAUGAAGUUUCUAUUGCUGGGUAUACCACCGGGGGUAGUUCUUGAUGUGAAAACAAAACAGGCGAUAUGAAGUUCAAAAUGAAAGAGGGAAAAAGGUGACCAAAGCGACGACACGACCGGCCUGUCGUCACGAAUGACCACAGUUGACGAUCCGUGCU